This is a messenger RNA of Ceratina calcarata, 942 nucleotides long. RefSeq lists its product as uncharacterized. NCBI's taxonomy places the organism in Eukaryota, Metazoa, Arthropoda, Insecta, Hymenoptera, Apidae. The record is from RefSeq and is a predicted model, not a curated record. The transcript is spliced from 3 exons. Bases 352 to 822 code for a protein of 156 amino acids.
AUAUUUUCUAUUCUAAGUGAAUCAUUACAUUAUGUCGUCUUAAUCUUUAUUGUAAAUAACUAAGGCUGAAUUAUAUCGAAUAGAAAUGCGUGGGCUAUCAUCGAGAGUGCGUGACGAAGAUUGAGAAAAUGGCCUGUGGGCCACAGCCUAGUGAUGGCGAUGCAAUAUCAAUAUAUCGGAAUAUUAACCCCUUGAACGACAAUUUAUUUUCAGUCAGCAUUGCUCUGGCAGACGAACUGAAUACUUUCGUCGCUGCUUAGUCGUCGCAGACGUUUUCGAAUAGGUGCUGUAUCACUAUCAGCACUGCUGUCGCUAACACAGCCAACUCUUACCUUAUCGGCAUUAUUAAUAAUGCCUCGAAGGAUUGCUGACGAUGUUAAAGAAGAGGCAGCCGAAAUGCUGAAGAGAGAAGGAACGACGCAACGAGAGAUCGCUCAGAAGCUUAAGAUCAGCCCAUCCUCGGUAUCCAAAAUUAACCAAGACAAGUUGAGUUCAAGCAGACGUUCUUCGAUAUCAGAGGCUAGAUUCGUGGCAACAUCAUCAAGAUCACCAUGCUCGCCACAACCCUGCUCCAUCCCACCCGCACCAUGUGUGGCUAACCAAUCUGAUAACUCUCAACAAUUAAGUCAUGCAGAUUACGAGCAAAUCAAAAAGGGAAAUGAAGAAUUGAAGAAGAGAAAUGCGAAAUUAUCCAAAGAAAACAAGGAGUUGAAGAUAGAAAAUGAAAAGUUGCGCAAAGAAUCCGAACGGAUGGAGAAAAAAUUGGACGACAAGGAAAAACAAUUGGACAAAUUGAUAGAAUUAUGUGGAAAAAGAAAAUGAAAUCAGACAAUCAGAAGCUUAAUCCAUUUUAAUGUAGUAUGUAUUUGUAUAUACAGGGUGUCCCAGAACUCCUUUUACGCCCGAAAAUGAGGAGGAACUGAGGUGAUUUUAAACAACUUU